This is a messenger RNA of Ipomoea triloba (trilobed morning glory), 3484 nucleotides long. RefSeq names its product exportin-2-like. Gene Ontology annotation, biological process: protein export from nucleus; protein import into nucleus. NCBI's taxonomy places the organism in Eukaryota, Viridiplantae, Streptophyta, Magnoliopsida, Solanales, Convolvulaceae. Gene Ontology annotation, molecular function: nuclear export signal receptor activity; small GTPase binding. The transcript is spliced from 3 exons. Gene Ontology annotation, cellular component: cytosol; nuclear envelope. The coding region runs from base 131 to 3052 and encodes 973 amino acids. The record is from RefSeq and is a predicted model, not a curated record.
GUUCAAACGCUUCAGCCACUAUCUCUCUCUCUCUCAGUGUGCCGAUCGAUCGCUCAGAGAUUUCUCUACAGUUUCGAAAAAUCUCUGUAAAACCCUAGGAAUACACUUCACUGUUUAAGCUCAAACUGAUAUGGAGUGGAACCCUGAAACUGUACAAUUCCUCUCCCAAUGCUUCCUGAACACACUAUCUCCAAUGCCCCAACCUCGGCGCCAGGCUGAGGCGGGACUCGCGGAGGCCGCUGAGAAGCUCAACUACGGCCUCGUCGUGCUCCGCCUCGUGGCUGAGCCUUCGGUUGAUGAGCAGAUCCGACAAGCGGCCGCUGUGAACUUUAAGAAUCACCUCAAGUUUCGAUGGUCGCCGUCUCCUUCUGGACCUAAUGCUCCCACCCCGGCUCCAAUUGCGGACCCUGAGAAAGAGCAGAUCAAAAGUUUGAUUGUUUCGUUGAUGAUUAGUGCAUCUCCGAGAAUACAGUCUCAGCUCAGUGAAGCUUUGACUGUGAUUGGGAAGCAUGAUUUUCCAAAAGCGUGGCCGACUUUGUUGCCUGAGCUCGUUCUGAGUCUUGACAAGUUGAGUCAGGCCAAUGAUUAUGCAUCUGUUAAUGGGGUAUUAGCUACUCUGAAUUCCUUGUUUAAUAAGUUUCAGUAUCAGUUUAAGACCAAUGAGUUGCUCCUUGAUCUUAAGUACUGCCUUGAUAAUUUUGCAAAGCCAUUGUUAGAAGUUUUUAAACGCACAGCAAAUGUGAUAGAUCAGGCUGUGGCUUCUGGGUCUGCAACUGAAGCGACCCUUAAGCCAUACAUAGAGUCUCAGAAGUUGUGCUGUGGGAUAUUCUAUUCUUUGAAUUUUCAAGAGUUGCCUGAAUUUUUUGAGGACCAUAUGAAUGAAUGGAUGGUUGAGUUUAAGAAAUAUCUUACUGUGAAGUAUCCUGCUCUCGAGGAUAGUAGCAAUGAUGGGCUUGCAGUUGUUGAUGAUCUACGAUCUGCUGUCUGUGAAAACAUUAGCCUUUAUAUGGAGAAGGAGGAAGAACUGUUUCAAGGGUUUUUGAGUGGAUUUGUGGAGGCUGUAUGGAGUCUUCUUGUAGCUUCAUCUGCAUCUUCCAGCCGGGAACAGCUGACUGUCAAAGCAAUCAAGUUCUUGACAAUUGUUAGCACUAGUAUUCAUCACACAUUGUUUGCAAGAGACGACAUUCAAGAACAGAUUUGUCAAAGUAUUGUCAUUCCUAAUGUAAUGCUUAGGGAUGAAGAUGAGGAGUUGUUUGAAAUGAACUAUGUUGAGUUCAUAAGGAGGGACAUGGAAGGAAGUGAUCUUGACACUAGGAGGAGGAUUGCUUGUGAACUACUUAAGGGAAUUGCAACUUUUUAUAAGGAAAAAGUGACUGAGAAGGUAUCCCUUCAGAUAAAGAAUUGUUUAGCCAUGUUUACUCAGAAUCCUGCUGGACAUUGGAAAUUCAAAGACUGUGCUAUCUAUUUGGUUGUCUCCCUUGCGAUUAAAAAGGCAGGUGGUACUUCAGUGUCAACUGACCUGGUAGAUGUGGAGAACUUUUUUGCAUCUGUUAUUGUUCCAGAGCUCCAAAGUCAGGAUGUGAAUGCCUUUCCAAUAUUGAAGGCGGGUGCAUUGAAGUUCUUUACUAUGUUUAGAAAUCAGAUAUCAAAACCCAUUGCAUUAGCACUACUUCCAGAUGUUGUUCGUUUCCUUGGUGCAGACUCCAAUGUGGUUCAUUCUUAUGCCGCAAGUUGCAUUGAGAAGUUGUUGUUGGUCAAAGAUGAUGGCGCAAGAGCAAGGUAUACAGCAUCUGAUAUCAGUCCAUUUUUGCUAGUGUUGAUGACCAAUCUUUUUAAUGCCUUGAAGAAGCCAGAGUCUGAAGAGAAUCAAUACAUAAUGAAGUGUAUUAUGCGAGUGCUUGGUGCUGCAGAAAUUUCUCGUGAGGUUGCUUUACCUUCCAUAGCUGGUCUCACGCAAGUCCUGAACAUAGUCUGUCAGAAUCCAAAAAAUCCUGUUUUCAACCACUACCUCUUUGAAUCAGUGGCUGUUCUUAUUAGAAGGGCCUGUGAGAGGGAUCUCUCUCUUAUAUCUGCUUUUGAAGAAAGCUUGUUCCCUAGCCUCCAGAUGAUUUUGGAGAGAGAUGUGAGUGAGUUCUUCCCUUAUGCAUUUCAACUGCUGGCUCAGCUUGUUGAGUUGAACAGGCCGCCCAUUCCACAACACUACAUGCAGAUAUUUGAGAUUCUCCUUUUACCUGACUCCUGGAAAAAGUCUGCAAAUGUUCCUGCUCUUGUGCGAUUGCUCCAGGCAUUUCUUCGGAAAGCACCUAAUGAGCUUAAUCAGCAGGGCAGGUUGUCAAGUGUCCUUGGGAUAUUUAAUACACUGAUAUUUUCUCCAAGCACUGAUGAACAGGGAUUCUAUGUGCUGAAUACAGUCAUUGAAAACCUUGGGUUUGAUGUUGUCUCACCAUACGUAGGCCAUAUUUGGGCUGCCCUAUUUAAACGGCUGCAGGAAAGAAAAACAGUGAAGUUUGUGAAGAAUCUUGUGAUAUUUAUGUCUCUUUUCCUGAUUAAGCAUGGCUGUCAAAAUCUUGCAGCUUCAAUUGAUGCUGUUCAGGCAAAUUUAUUUCGCACAAUUGUGGAACAAUUUUGGGUACCUAACCUUAAGUCAAUCACUGGGUCAAUUGAGCUCAAAUUAACUGCAGCUGCUUCAACUAAACUUAUAUGCGAAUCUCCAUCAUUAUUGGAUUCUGGGCUUUGGGGGAAGAUGCUGGAUAGUAUAGUUACUCUUCUAUCUAAGCCUGAGGAUGAGAGGGUAGAAGAGGAGCCUGAAGUUCCAGACUUUGGGGAGACAGGAUAUAGUGCUGCUUUUGUUCAUCUAUACAAUGCUGGGAAGAGAGAAGAGGACCCACUGAUUGAUAUACAGGAUCCAAAGCAAUUUUUGGUUGCAUCAUUGGCUAAUCUCUCUGCUCGUUGCCCUGGUCAGUACACCCAAGUUAUAAGGGAAAAUCUUCUCCCAGCAAAUCAGGCGGCGUUACUUCAGCUUUGCAACUCUUAUAAUCUGUCAAUAGUUUGAGUCUGAAGAUAUUCCAUGGAUGCCAUUUCUCUUUAUUUGCUGUCACGGAUUGUGUGAGGUCUCAGGUCUGGUCCUCUUUUUUGAUGCAUUUGCAGUCAAUGGUCACAAAGAAUCAACAUCGUACUCUUCUAGAUUGUCUUGAAUGUUUCAGAGUUGGUGUAUCUGAAUGGUCAUAAUGUUGUUUUCGACAUACUUUCUUGGUGGCAGUAGCUUGGCGCCACAAUUUUGGGUUGGGAAUAUGAGUCGGGGGCACAUGCUUUUCCGGAGCAAAUGGUAACUGCUUCACUGUGGAUCGUUUGCUUAGAGUUUAUCCUUUUUGUAUGCCCCCUCCCUUAUUUUUCUUCGUGGUUUAGUCAAUGAGAAUGGACAAAUAUUUUUGAGAAAUGGAUUUCUUCUCAGGGUUUUGGUGGAUAUAUAUAUAUAUUCCAUACA